This is a messenger RNA of Pelmatolapia mariae (spotted tilapia), 846 nucleotides long. RefSeq names its product alpha-2-macroglobulin-P-like. Gene Ontology annotation, molecular function: endopeptidase inhibitor activity. Bases 1 to 846 code for a protein of 281 amino acids. The record is from RefSeq and is a predicted model, not a curated record. Lineage: Eukaryota; Metazoa; Chordata; Actinopteri; Cichliformes; Cichlidae. The transcript is spliced from 7 exons.
AUGCGGAAAGUCGGACUGAAGAUGGCAACAAACUUGCUUAUUCGAUUGCCUUCAUGCCUCAUGUUCAAAGGAAAACAAUACCAUGGUGACUCUUAUGGCCCUUAUGCUCCACCAAUAGAGACGGUUCGCUCUUUCUUUCCUGAGACUUGGAUAUGGGAUUUGUUGGAAGUUGGAGUCAAUGGAAAAAGGGAUGUGUCCCUCACCGUCCCAGACACCAUCACCACCUGGGAGAUGGAUGCUUUCUGUUUGUCCUCUCAGGGUUUUGGUUUGGCUCCUCGUAAAGAAAUGAAAGUCUUCCAACCUUUCUUCCUUGAACUCACCAUGCCCUACUCCAUCAUCCGGGGGGAGCACUUUGAAUUAAAGUGCCUUCAACACUAUUCUUCCCUCGGUCCUGAAGAACAAGCUGGAGAACUCAGGAGUGGACCAUCACCUCACUACCUGGAUUCUGGACUACCUCACCGACUGGCCACACUGAACUACCUCCAGAUCAAUGCCAGUAAAACCAAGGAGCUGGUGGUAGACUUCCGCAGGCACAAACUGUUAGGUUCACAGCUUGAACCCAUUCGCUGGAACGUUGAAGGCGAUGUAAUUACACAGCAAAGCAAGACACAAGUUACUGUCACUCCUGAGCCAUCCUCAGAUUACACCCUCACACCUCUCUCUGGUGAUAUGUACACAUCCUGUUUGUGUGCCAACGAGCGCAAGACCCUCAGGUGGACCAUGAUCUCAACAACCUUAGGUGAGCAUCAGGCUUUUGUCCACCACACUGCCAGGAAAUGGCAGGCUGAGUAUGACUCAAGUGCAGGACUCAGAAGGCAGGAAGUGAACUCUCAGGAGGUGACUUAA